CGUUGCGCAACCGGGUUGGGCUCACAACUGAAUUUGCCAUGGUCUCGAACCAUCUCCUCCAAGAGCGCGUGUCGUACGUUGCGUCCAUCACCAAGAGCGAUGCGGAUAAAGAUGGCGCGGCGUUCAAAGAUGCAAACACCCCCCUCGACCUCGAGGACGGCGCCCUUCGCGAAGGCGGCGCGCUCAACUACUCCUCCCCCGAGGUGCUCGUCCUGCUGUUCCAAUACGCCGUCGUUGGCGUUUGCAUAGGUGGCAUUGGAGGCAUGAAGCUGCCCGUCCUCACGUAUUACUUUGGCCUGGAAUCGGCGACCAUCAGCGCUGCCAGCGGUCUCAUGAGUUUGGGGUGGUCCUUCAAAGUCUUUUACGGCAUGCUUUCGGACUGCUUUCCCAUCAUGGGGUAUAGCCGCAAGCCAUACAUUCUACUCGGGUGGACCUUGACGGCCAUUUGCUUUGUCAUUAUUGCGCUCAAGCCUGCUGGUGAUGCCGUCAACGGCGACAGUUCAGCCGAAGACAUCAAGUCCGCGCAAUCCCACGGGUCGCUCCUUGCCCUUCUCUGCGCUGUUGCGUGCUUUUGCUACAUCAUGGCCGACGUCGCGUGCGACGCCAUGGUCGUGGAAUACGCCCAACGUGAGCCCGACCACGUCCGCGGCCGCUUGCAAUCGUCUGCGUACGCAACGCGGUACAUUUUCAACGCGCUGAUCACGGGGGUGUCUGGUUUCUGCAUGAGCUCUCCGCGCUUCGGCGGCACGUUCAGCUUUGACGUGAGUGUGAAUGCGUACUUCUGGAUCAUGGCUGUGCCGUGUGUAGUCAACGUGGUGCUCGUGUUCUUCUUCAUGAAAGAUCGCAAGCGCGCGGCCGUGAACCGGUCCACGUACUUUGCUGAAGUGUUCAACCUCAUCCAACAACGCGCCGUGCUGCAAGUGAUGGUGUUUAGCUUCAUGUUCAACCUCUUUUCGUCUGGCAUUAUGUCGUUGGCUGGCAACUACAUCCAAGUGUACUGGGCCAAGGUCGAACCUGUCAACAGCUCGAUCGCGACCGUGCUGACGUACGUGGUGUUUUCUGGGACGCUGUUUGCAGUCGGCAAGUGGGGCACCAACUGGAACUGGCGCUUGCUCUUGGUCAUCACGACGCUGUCGGCGAGCUGCAUCGACGCGGUCGCGCAGUUCCUCACGAUCUACAACAUCGUGCGCAACCAGUGGUUUUAUCUCGGCAUCCCCCUCACCGAGUACAUUCCCCUGGGCAUCCAAUUCGUUGUCACGACGUUUGUGAUUGUCGAAUUGGCGGGCGACGGCAACGAAGGGCUGACGUAUGGGCUCUUGACCACUGUGGGCAACUUGCCCAGCGUGUUUGGAACGAUGAUCACCAACGUGUAUUCGACGCAGCUCCGGGUGGCCAAAGCCGACAUCAAGACGGACACGCCCGAAGUUCGCCGGGAUGCCGCGUACUCGUACAUGAUUGUGUACGCGACGACAAUCAUCGCGUGCUGUUGGACGAUCAUUUUGCCACCGCAAAAGGCCGCCGUCAAGGAACUGUUGCUCAAAGGAGGCAAGUACCCGAUGCUCGGGGCCGCCAUGAUUGUCGCGAUGUUUUCCAUCUUGUGUUUGUCAGUCACGUCGACGCUGCUCUCCAUGUUCGAAUCGACGCAGUGCUACCUCUUGGCCGGUGGAUCUGGCUGCGACUAGACUGCGACACUGGUGUAGUGUUUACGUCAAUACCAUCCCACAAUCAAUAUAUUGCGCGUUUCGGAACAGGUUCCAUGCUAGAGCCGCGUGAAUGUCCAUGUCGUGGACAUGGUGCCUUGAGGAUUGGCAACCUCCGACCCGCUGUGUUGUGGCACCAUGGAACGUUGUCGCGACCACAGCGUUUGGUUCUCGCCGCCUCGUCAGUUCGAUUCGGUCACGAGUUGUUUUGAUUCAACAAACUGUGGCCUGGCUUGGCAAAGCGUCCUGUUCAUCCACUGGCGGUCGAAGUCGUGGUUGUCCAUGUCUCGUUUCGCUUUGAACGGCGCGUUGGGGCUAUCGUUCGCAACAGCGAGUACUGCUCGUAUGCUUACAAUCCUUUCGCAGUGCCCUUGGCGCUGUCCUGUGCAAAGGGAGGGAAUCCUUCGACGCAAUCAUAGCUGAUGCACGUCCAGUUAGCAUUAUGUUUGGUGUUCGCAGUGUCAAGCUAGAAUUUCCUAAAACUUACUGC
This is a messenger RNA of Aphanomyces invadans, 2190 nucleotides long. RefSeq lists its product as hypothetical. The transcript has a single exon. Bases 39 to 1682 code for a protein of 547 amino acids. NCBI's taxonomy places the organism in Eukaryota, Oomycota, Saprolegniomycetes, Saprolegniales, Verrucalvaceae. The record is from RefSeq and is a predicted model, not a curated record.